GUUACCAUGGAAACCCCACGUAUCAAACAACUAGUGUUAGAUUAGAAUGGCCGUAUCUACUAGUACUGUAUCAUUCGGUUCCUCUAAUGGAAGAAACAAGCGAUCACAUAUCAAGAAAGCCACAGAUUCAUCAGUAGAUGAGACAUUGUUUGGACCUCCUGCCCGUCUCUCAAUGAUGACUGGAAACAGAUCAUGGACUGAUGGAGGAGAGGAUCUAACUGGAAGAAAUAGAAAGACUAAGAAAGAUGAUGUUAUUGAAGUUAUUACUAAAGACCUUGUACGGAAUUUAAAAGUGCCAUCAACACCAGAUCCAUCAGGAAUGUCAGUAAUUUUACACCAAAAAGAAUACAAACGACUCAAAACGAAGGCCCAAGUGUUAACUACUGCUGAUAUCAAGACGAAGCAAAGUGACAUCAAAAUGCUGAAGGAGCAGAAAAUGGAGGAAUCAAAUGCGAGGAAGAAACUGAUGCAGCAACUUGAAGAGAAGAGAAGAAAGAAUGAGAAGCCAUCAGACCUGGAAGAAGUAAGAGGAGAUCAAGUUCUGGAAGAAAAGAAAGAAAUAAAAGAAUCUGUCAAAGAGGAAGAAAGACGCCUUGAUGAUAUAAUGGAGGCCGAGAGAUUGAGAGCAAUUGAAGAACAAGAAAAGAAAGAGAGAGAGAAGAAGAUACAGCGACUGCAGGGAGCAAAAGUGAUACACCAGCAAAUCGAUGAGAGAGAAGUUCAAAGAACAUUAGACAAGGAAAGGAAAGAUCAAGAGACACAGCAAAUGCUAAAGUACAUGGAGAGACUCCAGCAAGAGGAUUGGGAGAAUCUACUGAAGAAGAAAGAAGCACAGAAGAGCCUAAUGGAGGAAGUAACCAAAUGCAAUCAUGAGAUUGAAAUGUUGAAGUCCAGAAUGAAAGAGCAAGAGAAAAUGGAAGAUCUCAAGAUAAUGGAAUACCUCAAAGAUAAACAAGCAAGGGAAGAGAUGCUGGCUCAAGAAUUGGAAAAGCAAAAGAUAGAGAAGGAGUUGGAAGUAGCCAGACUGAGGGCACAGCAGGAGAAAGCAAAAGACAAACAAGCAGAAAGAGAUGCUUUGAGAGCAAAGAGGAAUCAAGAGCAAUUCGAGAGAGAAUGGAGGAGAAAGGAGAAAGAAGAAGCACAGAAAAAAGCUGAGACAGAGAGAAAUCUUUGCGAUGCAAGGGAAGAGCAGGUUCGCAAUAAAGAGCAUUUCCUGGCAGUCCAGGCUCAGAGGGAAAGAACUGAAUUUGAAAGAGUUUUAAAGAGACAGCAAGAAAUGAUGUCACAAGAUGAAAGACAGAAACAAGAAAUGGAAGAGAGGAGAAGAAAACAUGCAGCAGAUGUCAGAAAACAAGUAAUUAUAAUU
Messenger RNA from Amphimedon queenslandica, 1366 nucleotides. Its product is annotated as cilia- and flagella-associated protein 45-like. The record is from RefSeq and is a predicted model, not a curated record. The transcript is spliced from 15 exons. Lineage: Eukaryota; Metazoa; Porifera; Demospongiae; Haplosclerida; Niphatidae. The annotation marks the transcript as partial.